AGUCCUUACAAAUAUAAUGGGAAGAUUAGCUAAUAUUGGACUGAAGAUGUACUAGUACUAGGUGGAUUAGAUAAAUUAUAUUAUAUUUAUCUUUUAUUUUUAUAUCUUAUUUUCGGUAUAUUGUCUGUUAAUCAGUUAUAUAAGUGAUAUUAUUUUAAAGAAGCAAUGUAGGCCAAUUAAUAUUUAGUUUCUUUUGCUGUAUCACACUACAGUAUCACUCUUUCUCACUACUCAUGACUCUUACUCUAAAUCCUUAAUAUUUCUGGACUUAAACUAAAGAAACAUAUGCCUAUGCCGAGGUCUAAUAUUUUAAUUUGAGUAAUUUGAAUUUGACGAAAAUCGGGAUAAACAUUGAGUUGAAGAGCAAAAAUUAUUCAUGUGCGUGUGUUGACUUGAUACAAUGAUUUAUUAUUUAUUUAAGUUUAAGUGAAGUUCAACUGCGUAUAAAUAAUUUAUAAUAAUAUUAUUUCUUAAUGAAUUUUGUAUUUUGGCCUGUAAACUUUCAUGUAUUCUUUAAUUUUAAUAAGUUAAUUCAAGGUGGCUGUAAUAGUUAACUAAUAACUAACACUAAAUUACUAAAUUUGUAAAGUUUAAAGCGAAAGCGAUAACUUUUUGUUUGAUUUCUAAAGCAUCUUUGAACAGCCCCAAAUGAUACUGAUACAUAGCCCAUAAAUGAUCUCUCCAAUUAUUUAUUAUUUGUUCAGGGGUCACCAAGCCCAGACCCUGUUUGUCUUACAGUUACAGGUGAAUGUGUGUGGUAUGGAGUAUGGCAAAAAGUCACAGGAAUAAACCAAAUUAAUUCAAAACUAAGAAAGGGAUGUGGAUCUAUCACUAUUCCAAGAAACUUUACAGUUACAGUCUGUUUACUUGCUAUACCACUGCAUGUUUGCCCUAUGCCAUGGUAUUACUAAUUACCACAGCAGCGCACAACAUCCUCACAGUCAGUGGAGGUCGCUGAAGUAAAAUUAAGUGUAGAUUGAUGCAAAACUAAAUUGAGGUAUACCCCAAAAUGAAUCCUCCUAUUUUGAAUUUAUAAAAAUUUUUCAAUGAGCCCCCAAUGAUCGCUUCCCACACUUAGAUUUAGCUCAGGAGCUUUGGGAAACUGUGUUCUUUCCCACCCCCUACCACCAACACAGAACAAAGUGACUUACUGGCACUUUUCUAUAAGCAGAAAAACUGGAUAUAACUCAAAGCCUUGGGAUCAAAGAUAAAGUGGUGCUAUUUGCAGGUUCAGCUAGUGUUAAAAAACUAUCACAUUCCUGGGCGAGUUAAAACAUAUGCCAGAGACAGUGCUAUUUCAAGUUUCUUUAUUCCAGGUUGCCCUUGCCAAAAGCACUAUAUGUUUUUUUAGAGUGGGGGUUAAAACUCAAAGUCUGCCCGGGGUUGCACAAUGUCUUGCUAUGCCACUGACAUGAUUAACAAGAAAUGCACUGUCUCAAUUAACAUAUUAAAUAUGCAUUUCCAAGUAAAUUUUUCCUACUUUCAGGAUUUACUAGACCCUUGCCAUGGAAAAUUCUUCACCUUGUUCUGCGGGUGAUCAUGUUAUAAAUAAAGAUACGCUUUGUAAAGAAAAUAACAAGAUUGGUAAUUUGUCAUCAGAAAGUAUCAUCAAUUCAGAGUCUGAUGCAGUAAUUAUUGAAGAUAUUGUCAAUGUUUCUGGCAAGGAUACUCAAAUUGUGUUGACCACAAAUGGAGUAAAACUGAUCAGUCCCAAAGACAGAAUAAAUAAAAAGAAAGAAGGAAAAAUAGGUAGGAAAAUUACAAAGUGCAUAGCUCAGUUUUAUCAGUCUCUUCAUAACUUGUAUUUUUAAAAAUUAAAUUAAAAAAUAAUAAUCAACUUCAUUCAAAAGAAUUCAUAACUAUAAUACCGCCUUUGGUCAAAACUGUGAUGGUAAGCAUUUCUUAAGGCUAGCUUUUUUAUUUUAAAAAAUUAUUGUGGGGUGUGUGUGUGUGUUUAAUGAAUGAAAGAAAAUACUCUUUCCCUUAACCUUACGGCAGUCUCGGAAUAUUUAUGCACUACUGAGAGUCAUUUGGUCAAUGUGAAAUGUCUGGUGUCGAAUCAAUGCACUGCUGUUGAGAGAAAAUUUCUGCAUAGAUUUUCUUUAUAACUUCCAGAACUCUAGUUCCCAUUUCACUGGUCAACAACGAUUUUGCUAUUGAAAGUAAAACAUAUGGGUGUAUGUAUUUUAACAUGCUGAUACCAAAUACAAACCCUAGCAUGUCUAUUUAUGCAGAUUGUUUUGUCAGUUAUGCAUGCAUUGAAGAAAUUUAUGUAAUAUUGUUGACACGCGCCCUAGGCAUAUUUCACGAUUGGUAGAGUGCAAAGUGCCUGCAGCUUAUGCCUUUACUAAAUUUGGGAUGAACCUACUUUUAACAGUUUUGGCAAAAUAAUUUAAAGAACUAUAUAAUUUUAAAGACCAAAUUAUGCAAACAUCAAAUACCUAUUUGAUUUUUAAAAAAACAGGAAGUGUCGAUUGUAUUGCCCAAUCGCAUUGCCACAAUAACAAAUUGAGCCCUCAAAAGCCAAAGUUUUCCUAGGAUUCAACUUGCCUCACCCAGUCACUUUGUAAUAUAUAUACCAAUUAUAAACUGGAAAAUGAUAUCUAUUUCUGUACUGAUGGGAACGGUUUCAUGAUGAAGUUAGGUUGCAUAUACAUUCCUGAUAAGUGGAGACUGUGCAUAUACCCCAGCAAGGUGUGCUUGAAAGAUGUGUUGUUACACAAUGGUAAAAAAAAAAUGUAUAGUCCUAUAACUCACGCUGUAGGCUUCACUCAGAGUGCCAUAUGACUCAAUGAAAAAGAAACUCAUUUUGAAAGUGAUCAAAAGCUCAGAACACAACUGAAACGUCUGUGCUGACCUGAAAGUGGUAGCAUUUCAUUUAGGAUUUCUUCUGGGGUACACAAAACAUUUUUACUUUUUUGCUUAUGGAACAGUCCUGAUGACAGCAACCAUUAAAAGUGAAACAGUGGCCUCCUAGAUCUGACCACAUUGUUGGUCACUACAAUGCUCAACAUGUAUUAUUAGUUGAUCCAGAGAAAGUUUAUUUACCAACACUUCACAUUAAACUGGGCCUAGUUAAAAAUUGUGUAGUAGCAAUGGAUCGUAAUGAAAAAGAUUUUCAGAAUGUGAAAGAGAAAUUUCGAGCAAUUAAAACAGAUGGUUAGCUUUAUUGGGCAAGAAGUCUGCAAAUUGAUAUGUGAUACUUUAUUUAGAACGAAGCUGAAACCACUUGAACAUGCCGCUUGAACCCACUUGAACAUGUACAACAGGGGUGCAAAACUUUCUUGGGAAUCACUGUGCUCAGAACUAUGUUAAUAGCCUACAAGCAGCUCGGCUCCUGAUGUUCCUAAAAUGUAUUUUUUACCUUCUUAUCUGGAUUUUGUACCACCAAACUUGGUUGAUGAAAGCGAUUAGCAUGGAGUGAGAGAUUUCAUCAAGACAUAUUUACCUUGAAAACAAGGUAUCAAGGCCACUGCAAUUUUACAUGAGGGCUCAUUACUGCUUGUUAAUCAGCAAGUAACAGCGACAAAUCAUAAGAGCAAGUACCUAAAGAACCCUUGGAACUGGUAUUAUAGAGUUAAGCUGAAGAUGAAAUUUAUUCUUUUUUUUUUAUCUGAGUAACAUACAUAUAUUUAUAUUAGAUUUAGAAACUUUAUCAUUAGAUUCUUUUUUCUUAAAUUUUAUUGCAUUGUUUAAUAGAAUUUUGCUUGUUUUUAUCAUGACUUUCUAUGGACUUUUUUUUUUAAGUUAAAAAAUCAAACUAUAAAAUUUCAUAUUGGAAAUAAGAUACAUUUUAAUUUCAAAUUAUUAAAGUUAAUAACAUUUUUAAUGUUAUGACUACUCUGAGAGUCAUGCCACACAGUUAUUUAAAGCAAAUACUAGCUCUGUAAUUUGUUUGCAUAAUAAAAAAUUUAAUUUUAACCUGAAGCUGCAUAACUUAAAAUCCAAACAUGCUGCACAAAAUCUGAUCUCAUGAUUUGGAAUCGGCACACUCGAUUUAGUAUAAGCCACAUGGCAGAAUUAUUAUGUCAUUAUGUGUUCAAUCCUUUGGUCAUCAAAAAUUGACAGUCACUCAAAAGCCACCCUUUGGUAUCAACCGUCCUAACAAAAUUUAAUGGACUUGUGUUUUUCCUUUUUUUCUUUGUUUCUUCUUUGAUAUCUUAAGGCACGACGAUCAAUGUAAUGAUCGUUCUGGCUCCUAUUUAAGUAGAGGAGAUUCGGCAUGUUUCUGUGCCUGGUAUUGAAGAGGAUAUUUCACUGGUUUUCUCCCCUUGAUUCUAUAAUUGUAAUUAUUUAUUGGUUAAGAAUCAUUUAGGGACUUGUGCUUUUUCACUUCUUUCUUGGUUUUCUCCCCUUGAUUCUAUAAUUUUUUUCUCUAUUUCUAUUGUAUCUUAUGUCACUGCUUAUGUGAUUUAGAUCACAUAAAUUUUAAAAAAAAUGGAUUCUUUGUCGUGGGGUCGCUAAUAUGCAUCGGCCUACUGUGCCUUUAAAGUAAAUCUCGCAUUGGUAAAAAAAAUAAAGCUGUUUUUCAGGUCCAUUUCUAGAGUGGAGAGAUGUGAUUAGUGCAUCAAAAGAUCCCAAAAGUACAGAACAGUCUCACCAGUGGAUCCUGAAUUAUAUUCACCAUGGCUCUAAAUCAAUUGUACAUCACAGAUGUUUGAAAGUUCAUGAUAAAAAUGGCAACUCUGAUAAAUUGAUUACUGCUAUUCAAAAGCAAUGUUCCAAAGGUGAACUAAUAAACAAACAUAGUAUGCUUACAAUAUGGAACUAUAAGGCAAAAUAUAUAGGGCCCAUCUUUAAAAAAGCUUUCUAGAAAUAAUAACAUUUUUGUCAUUAAAUAAAUUGUUUUUAUAAAAAAAAAAGCAAAUGCUCCUUUAGUGUUGUUACUGAUAUGGCGAAUUUCUGUUUUGAACCAUGUCUUGUUUUUCCUUAAUGCUCUACACUACAACUACAACAUUAUUAUUUUUGUUUCUUCUCUAAAUCAGUUGUUGGCCGUCCAAAAAAAUUAUUCAUUUUGAUUAAUCCAAUUGGUGGUGCUUGUAAAGGGAGACAAAUUUAUCAGAAAGCUGCAGAGCCAUUAUUUAAACUUGCAUCAGUGGAAACCCAUGUUGUUGGUAUGGUAUUAUUAGUAUUGUUAUAAAUGUCUUUCAAAAUAUCUUACAAUUUUACCCUGGCCUAAAUUUAAUUUAAGGUUUACAUAAAAUCAGAAAAUGUUAUGUAAGAAAUAAUAAUUUUAUGAACUGACAUAGUUCUCAAUUCUAUUUUUAUCAGUGACGGAAAAAUCUAAACAUGCUUUGGAAAUUGGAGAAACUCAUGAUUUUUCUCAAUAUGAUGGGUAAACAUAUUUUAGUUUACACUUAGAGUACCGGUAAGAUCUAUAUUUAAUUAUUUUAUAUGCAGUCCUAGCAGGCAUUCUGUUCUUUGAAUUUUAUAAUAAAUAAUAUUAUAUUUGAGAAGAAAUUUAUUACUAAAGUUUUUUCCCUUUAAAUUUAAAUAUCUGAACUAUAGCGUUGUCAUAGUUGGUGGAGAUGGACUAUACCAGGAAUUUCUCCAAGGUCUCACAAUACAGACACAAAAGAAAUCUGGAAUCAAUUAUGAUGAUCCAAAUGCAGAACUCUCAAAACUCAACAUACCCAUUGGAAUAAUACCUGCUGGUACUAAAGUGUAAAAGUAAAACAUUUCUAACCUGUCAAUGGUUUGCUAACCCUUCCGUAGGAAGUGUUUUUAAAAUGUUUGUAUCACCCCAAUUUUUUUUAAUAUAAGUAACAAGAAAAAGCAAUUUGAUUAGGGGUUAUGGUGUUGGAAAUAUUUUUCUUAGAUAUACAAUUCCUAAGAAAUAUUAAUUUAAAAGAAAAGAAGGUAAAAACAAACUGAAGUCAGUAAAGAAAAUAAAAAUGACUGCUUCAUCAAGUAGUAAAAUAUUUGUAAAAGAUAUAAAGUAUAAAUGAAAUAUUUAUAAUAAGAUUAAAGAUGUCUAAAAUUCUUCCUACUUGAACAGGAACAGGGAAUGGUUUGACAUAUAUGAUCAAUGGCAUCCAACAUGCUGAAACAGCAGUACUUAAUAUCAUCAGAGGUUAAAUCUGUGUUCAAUUUUAAUUUAAGUACUUAUGCAUCCUGAAAUUGUUCACUAUUUUAAAAAUAAACCUUAUAAUUAAAGUGCACUUAAGUUUAAGGGCCAAUUGACUUAAUGAUGGUCAGUUAAUAGGAAAUUAAAUAUACAGGUAAUUGAAAGUUACUUCAAUAAUGUAGAAUUUUAUGAAAAAUAUUAUUUUGAAAAAAAAAAAAAAAUUGAUCAUUUGGCUUACAACUUACAGAAAAAAGGAAUAUUUAUUUUUAAAAAGUGCCAUAUUUGCUAGUGUUUAGGAUAAGGUCGUCAAAUGUGCUGGUACCGAAUCUAUCACUUUCCAUUUUCUAAAACUAUUGUCUGCGCCUCGUUGUAUGGAGACGCCCUCGUCCUCAUUCUAUUCAGCUGCUGUAAUCACACCACCCCCCCCAACCCCACCUUUUUUAACACACAUUUUAAGAAGAAAAAAAAUCUAACGUCCCAUAAGAUAAGAUGCAACCCCAUAUUUUAUGCAUAUUUUAAGGAGGAAAAGGAAAAGUCAGUUUUAUACGCUGGCAAACAUGGUAUAUUAAAUAUUAGAAUGGUAAGAUAAUUCUGUUCUUUUGUUCUGUAAACAUUAUUCUUACCUUUUUAAACUUUUCAGGUGAACAGCACAGAGGUCAGAUUUUCAUUGUGCACAGUGGCUCUAAAUUCUUGUGUGUUAGUGCAUUGGCAUUUGGCUAUGGGUUUUUCUCAGAUUAUGUGAAGAGAACCGAAGAGUUGAGAUGGAUGAAAAAAGCCAGAUAUGCAUGUAAACUAUUUACCAAUUAGUUAAAAAUUAAGAAUUGCAAAAGAUAGCUAUAAUGCCAUGCAUAAAUUUAGAGUCAAAGAAGGUUUUAAUCUCUUUAAAAAUUGUAGCAUUUAACCACUGUAAUAAGUUUCUGUGAAAAUAAAAAAAAAAACUAGCACUGAAAAAAUGCUACCGUACAAAUAAUGAGGAAAUAAAGAUGAUUUGAAUUAUCAUCGCUCACCCAGUUUACCUAAUUAAUUAUUGUCACCAGGUAAAAGAAAAUGACAGCAACGUUUGCCCAAGCAAAUAAGUUUGUGCAUUGACUGGAUAAUGUUGUUCUCUGGCUUUCUUUUAAUGCAUAAACUUGAUAUUAUUCAAAAACACAGUUUGUCUUGAAUGUAAGUUGUGAUUACUGUAACCAUAUAUUUUUUAUUAUUGUUAAUGAUAAUGUAAUAUAUAAUCGUUACAAUUACAGAUACUUUUAUUGGAAUGCUUUCUAAAAAGAAGAGGUUCUUUCAAGCUGAACUUCAGUAUCGCUUAAAAUUAAAGGCUAAUGACUCCAGGUACUUAUGUUUUCUGUUUUUUUAUUACAAGGCAAAAAAAAUCCCUUAAGCUAUAGGUUUAGAUUUUUUUUUGAAUUAGUCAAUUGUUUCAAUGCUGUUUGUUUUCAUUGCAGUGGUGGGAAUGAGCAAGGUGAACAGCAAAAAUCAGGUACAUUUGAGACUAAAGAAUAAAUUUAUAAAUUUAGUUGACGGAAUGAGAAUAAAUUAGUUAACAAGUUUAAAAUAUAUAUUGAUAUUAUGUAAAUGCAUCAAAAGAAUGGUAUCAAUUAAAAAAACCUCAAGACAUAGUUCUAUAUUCAUCAGAUUGGAUAAUUCACAAAAAUGAAACCAAGAACUACAACUGCAUUUAUAGUCUGCAAGGUGAGCUGGUAGAUGCUGGUGACCACAACAUAGUUGAUCCAUAUGGUAGCCAUGUAAUGCUUGGAGCUGGAACUGGAUGUGGACAUUUUGCACUUUUUAAAACUAUGAUGUAUACUGUUUUUGGAAAGAAAAUAAAUGUGAGUUACAAAUGUGUUCUGGACAUAACUGACUGAUCAUUACACACUUUAUUGAUUAACUGAUAACACCCUCAUCAUUUAAGUCUUCAUUCUAAAGUUGUUUGCAUUGUUCUGUGUGACUGUCAACUGUAAUACUCUCCUGAUAACUUUUAUAUAUAUAUAUAUAUAUAUAUAUAUAUAUAUAUAUAUANAUAUAUAUAUAUAUAUAUAUAUAUAUAUAUAUAUAUACAUUGAUUAUUUUCUGUUCAUUUUAUUUGCAGUCCACAUUGUCAAAUCUUGAUUUGAUAGGCUGUUAACUGUAAUACUUUCCUGAUAACUUAUAUCUAUAUAUAUAUUGAUCUUUUUCUGUUCAAUUUCUUUGCAGUCCUCGUCAAAUCUUGAUUUGAUAGACAGGGUCACAGACUUUAAGAUCAAGGUUCUGAGGGAUGAACAAGGUGGCAGUGAAAGGAUUUCUGGAGCAAGAGCUAGGGAAAUAGAGUUAGAGCAUCUGAUUGACAUAGAUGGUGAGGUUAUUCACCUUGAGUCAUUGGAUAUGACUGUCAGGUAAGACAGAUGUUAUUGUAUUUUUUUUAUAUUGUUUGUAACUUAACAAAGACAAUUUUCAACUUAAGCAACAGCCUUACUUGAGCUGUAUUUUGUUUAAAGUCAGCCUUACUCUUUCAUCCUUGGUCAAGACAACUGGAAAUAGAAUUUUUUUUGAGUCAAAUGUCAACCUGCCUACAGGACUCGAUCUCAGGUUUGAUUUCAGAGUUUGCCUUCUCACAGAUGAGUUGCCGUCCAAGGUUAACGAGUCCCAUCCACCCAGGGUACUGGUGAUGGUUAUGCUUUUGCUGGGGAUUACACCCUUAUCUCAAUAUAUCACCCCUAUGUCAUAUUCCACUGAUUUGACCAAUGAAAUUCUUAUCUUGUUGUUUAUGUAAAUUUAGGGGAUUAUCACGUUGACAUAUUGUAACUGUAUAAUUUAUAAAUAUAUUUAUAACUUUUUGUCCAAACAGAGUGCAACCAUCUCUUACUCUAAUUUAUGGUGUAAAAAAAAAACAAGUAACCCAUAAGUUCCAGCAUGACUGAAGAUGAGACUGUUAUAAUGAUGACAAUGACUCUAAAAAUAUCCAGCAAGCUGAAUUAGUUAUUUUAACAUUGAUACUUUGCUAAGACUUUGAUUGUAUUUGUAAUAUUAAUAGUUUGUAGAAGUGUAACUACUCAAGCUAUAGAUAUAAAAUCAUCUCAAUUAGGAAAUAGUUAUUUUAUUUUAUUAAAUUUCUUAUUGUUUGAAAUGCAUGAGAAUAAACCAGUGAUGCCUAUUCAUAACUCAUAGCCAUUAGAGCUGCAUGAAUUUUAAACAAAUAAAUUAAAAUUAUAUUACAUCAUGAUCAUUUGAAUGUAUUGAAUGUAUUUACCAGAAUUUUUGUUAACCUCUUUUAUUUAUACAAUGAAUCCUUGAAAAUGUGUCCAUUUCUGUUUCUAUUGUUUCUACACUUUAAAAUUUUUUUUUAAAAAUUUACCUUUGAAAUAAACAAACAUUGAUUUCAAUAUUUUUAUUCAUUGUAAGUUUGUAAGCAUAGCAAAUGUGCAAUUUUUCUUAUCAACAUCUACAUAUGUGAUGUUUUAAUUGUUAUCUAUAUUAAUGUUGUAAUAAAAACACAAUAUGGUUUUGCUUGUGUUCAUAGGUGUUUACCACCUAUUUUUGGUCACUACAAAAUAUUGAAUAUUAAUUUUGUAUUAUGUGUCACUUAAUAUUAUAAACAAAUUAUAUUUUAGGAUCUAUUGUGUUCAUGUCUUUCUUUUACAUAAAACAAAUAUUUUAUCUAAUAUUUUAUUGAUUUAUAUCUUUUUUUUUUUUAAAUUUUGCAUGCCUUCUAAACCAUAAAUACCAGCAUUUUACAAUUUAAAGUUUUAUGAAUGUUUAUUUUAGCUAAAAAGUUAUUUGACGAAAAUAAAAAAUAAAACUCAAUUUGUUUCCAAAACGUAUUAUUUUAUUAAACUUAAUGUAUAUAUAAUAUUUUUCACAUACAAGAGCUUUAUUGUAAAUUAACUUGGAAAAAUUAUUAUAAUAUAUGCUCAAAUUGAUGAUUGAAAAUUAUGAUUUGACUUGAAUAUAUUUUUUUAGACUAAAUUGAAGUUAAUGGAAAUCAAUUAUACAAACGUUCUGUUUUGAAUACAUGGUUCCUUCGAUUUGCUUUGAUUAGCUUUGAUUUUUGCUUUCUUUCUUAGAAUUUGUUUUUAGAAUAAACUUUUCCAACAGUGUCAUA
This is a messenger RNA of Lymnaea stagnalis (great pond snail), 10142 nucleotides long. The record is from the annotation of a GenBank genome assembly. NCBI's taxonomy places the organism in Eukaryota, Metazoa, Mollusca, Gastropoda, Lymnaeidae.